Toxorhynchites rutilus septentrionalis is the source of this 1410-nucleotide messenger RNA. Its product is annotated as jerky protein homolog-like. Gene Ontology annotation, cellular component: nucleus. Bases 1 to 1410 code for a protein of 469 amino acids. The transcript is spliced from 2 exons. The record is from RefSeq and is a predicted model, not a curated record. Gene Ontology annotation, molecular function: DNA binding. NCBI's taxonomy places the organism in Eukaryota, Metazoa, Arthropoda, Insecta, Diptera, Culicidae.
AUGGAGGAGUCCCUGUAUAUGUGGAUACUUCAACAGCGAGAAGCUAAUAUCAUCGUCACCUUUGAAAUAUUACGGAUCAAGGCAGAGUUAUUAUUCCGUGAAAUUCAGAAGCGUGGUCACUAUGAAAAUCAACUAUUCACAUCUUCGGAUGGCUGGAUGCGCCGGUUCAAAGAGCGGUUUGGGCUGCAAGUGAAGCGUGUUGCAGGUGAAAAAGCUUCUGCUGACAUGCAAGCUUAUCAAAAAUUCAAAGAUAUUUUGGGUGCAAAAAUCACUGAAAUGAAGCUGCUGGGGUCCCAGGUUUACAAUGCUGAUGAAUCGGCCAUUUUCGUCAAAUUAUUAGCAUCACGAACCCUGGCACUCUACAAUGAAAAGAACGUGUACGGUCGUAAAAUUAACAAGAUGCGUUACACCUUCAUGCCAUGCAGUAACGCUGAUGGUUCCAACAAACUUCGAUUGAUGUUUAUUGGAACUGCGGCCAAUCCACAUUCGUUCCCAGCGAAAGAGAUGCUCACAGUUUCGUAUUACAACUCGAAAAAAGCUUGGAUGACAAGAGAUUUGUUUCGGGAGUGGUUUAACAACGAGUUUGUUCCGGCUGUUAGGAAAUUUUCUAGUGAGUGUUCCUUGGAACCAAAAGCGCUUCUAGUACUAGAUAAUUGUACGGCUCACUAUACAGGAAACGACGCUUUGGUUUCGGAUGACGGAUUAAUCAAGGUGAUUUAUCUUCCGCCAAAUGUCACCUCAGUGUGUCAACCAAUGGACCAGGCAGUGAUCAAUGCUGUCAAAGCACGGUAUAAGCGAAAACUUAUGCUUUGCUUACUAUUAGAAAACAAAGAGGUGAAAUUUGAGGACCGACUCAAAAAAAUAUCGCUGAUGCAGAGCAUUGACUGGCUGUCCUCUGCGUGGAAUGAGAUCAGUCAGAGUACGAUUAAAAACUCCUGGAAGAAAUUGAUAGACCAGUUUCCGGAAUGUGAAGCAACAUCUGAUGAUUCUCAUGAACCUGAUUUGAAUGCCGACUUGAAAGCUUUGGUCACAGCGGUGGAUUCUCUUGCUGGAACCUGUACCACCAAUGAAGAGAUAGAGCUGUGGAAGAGCGAUCAGUUUUACGAUGUUGACAACAAUCCUGCCUGGCUUACAAGCAUGGUAUUCAAUGAUCAAGAGAUUGUUGAUUCAGUAUUGCGUGAAAAAGUUACUCCAGUUGAAAAUUCAUUAGCAGAAGAAUCGAUCGAAACGUUUUCCGAGACACCGCCUGUGAGUAUUGGAGACCUGCUAGAAGAGCCGACGUUUUCUGAUGCACUCAAGCAUCUGGAUGCUUUGUUGCGAUUCGUGAGGAACGAUGCUGCAGAUGUGAGUCGUCUCAAAUCGCUACGAACAAAAUUGAUUGAAAAAGAAUGGCUGAAGACUACAACAUAG